Messenger RNA from Eruca vesicaria subsp. sativa (arugula), 3059 nucleotides. NCBI's taxonomy places the organism in Eukaryota, Viridiplantae, Streptophyta, Magnoliopsida, Brassicales, Brassicaceae. The record is from the annotation of a GenBank genome assembly.
GACGAGAACAUGCGAUUAGUACGUUAUGCUCCUCAGGCGGAGGAUACUAUCGCUCUCGGCGUCUCUCAGGAGCUCCAAUCACGCCACCAGCGACGCUCUCUCCUCUCCUCCUCUUAACUUCUCAUCCUACGCGAAACCUCAAAUCGCCGCGGGAGACAUCCUAAUCCGCCAAGUAAAAGACUGGUUCAAAAACGACGCCGUACAACCACAAAGCCACCAAAACCUAAUCAACCAAAUCUCCGACAUCCUCAAAUCCCCCUCCAACGAUGACGACGACGACGACAGAGCUUUCUACCACAAACUCACCUCCCUCCACCUCCCCCUCUCCGAAAAGUUCGUCCUCGACGUCCUCAACCACACGCGCUACGACCUCCACUCGUGCCUCAAAUUCUUCGAUUGGGCCGCUCACCAGCCCGCCUUCCACCACACGCGCGCCACGUUCCACUCCAUCUUCAAGAUCCUCCGCGGCGCCAAUCAUUUCCGCCUCAUCAUCGAGUUCCUAGACGGGAGCGACGGCUUCGAAGGCUACCGCCACUCGCUGCGUCUCUGCGACGCGCUCGUGAUCGGUUACGCGGUCGCCGGACGCGCUGACGUGGCGCUUCGGCAUUUCGGGGGUAUGAGGUUUAGAGGAUUGGAUUUAGAUACGUUUGGGUAUCAUGUUUUGCUUAACGCGCUCGUGGAGGAGAAGUGUUUUGACACCGUUGAUGUGAUAUUCGAUCAGAUCUCAGCGCGUGGGUUUGUUUGCGCGGUUACGCAUUCGAUUUUGGUUAAGAAGAUGUGUAAGCAAGGGGAGGUUGAUGAGGCUGAGGUUUAUCUACGUGGCUUGUUGCCUGAUGACCCUGAUGGUUGUGGUGCUGGGUUAGGUAUUCUGGUUGAUACUCUUUGUUCGAAAGAGGAGUUUCAGAGAGUGACGAGGUUGUUAGAUGAUAUCAAAGUGGUUGGGACGGUUCCUAUGGAACGUGCUUAUAGUAUUUGGAUUAAGGCUCUUAUUGGAGCUGGGUUCUUGAAUAAUAUUGAAGGUUUCUUGCAGCAGAUUAGUCCUUUGGAAGGUUGUGAGAUAGAGGUUGUUAGGUAUAACUCUUUGAUCUCGAAGCUUUUGAAAGAGAACAAUCUUGGGAGUGUGUAUGAUAUCUUGACGGAGAUGAUGGUUCGUGGGGUUUUGCCUAAUAAGAAGACUAUGAAUGCUGCGUUGUGUUUCUUUUGUAAAGCUGGAUUGGUGGAUGAAGCGCUGGAGUUGUAUAGGUCGAGGUCUGAGAUUGGGUUUGCUCCUACUUCUAUGUCUUACAGCUAUCUGGUUCGUACUCUUUGUGGGGAUAGGCGUGUGGAGCAAGCUUAUGAUGUGUUUAAAGGAGCGAUGGACAGAGGGCAUUUUCUUGGUGCGAAGACGUUUUGUAUACUUGCGAAUGCUUUGUGCUGGAAUGGGAAGGCUGACAUGGCCAAGGAGCUGGUUAUCGUUGCCUCGGAGCGGGACGCGUUGCCUAAGUUUCUAGGUGGUUGCAAGAUUAUACCGGCUCUUUGCGAUGCUGGGAAAGUGGAUGACGCUAUUUUGAUUAAUGAGCUGUUCAAUAGAAGCGGUGUAGCUACUACGUUUGGAAUGUUUAUCAGCUUGAUAUAUGGUUCAAUCAGGUUGAUGAGGGGAGACAAAGCUGCUAAACUUAUUGUCAGAAUGCAGGAAAAGGGCUUCACCCCGACUUAUAGUCUCUAUCGAAAUGUUAUUCGAUGUGUUUGUGCGAUGGAAAGCGGUGACAGAAGCUGUUUCACUACGUUGCUGAACUAUCAGUUGUCUCGUUGGGAACACAAAGUUGGGACCUACAACCUAUUCAUUGAAGGAGCUGGGUUUGCAGGAAAUCCAAAACUUGCAAGAUUAGUGUAUGAUUUGAUAGGGAGAAAUGGUUUCACGCCAACACUAGAUUCAAACGUACUCAUGCUUCAGUGUUAUCUCAAAAACGAGAAGAUCGCUGAUGCCCUUGAGUUUUUCCAUGAUCUGCGGGGAAAAGGUGAGGUCAAAAGAAGACUAUACCAUGUAAUGAUUGUUGGCCUCUGUAGAGCAAAUAGAUUGGAUGAUGCUAUGCAUUUCUUGGAAGAGAUGAAAAGUGAAGGAAGACAUCCUAGCAUCGAGUGUUACGAAGUGCUCAUACAGAAACUGUGCAACAGAGAAAGGUAUGAGGAGGCAGUUGGGUUAGUCAAUGAGUUCAGGAAAAGCGGGCGGCGUAUUACAUCCUUCAUCGGUAACGUUCUUUUGUAUAACGCAAUAAAGAGCAAAGGGGUGUAUGAAGCAUGGACACAUAUGAGAGAUGUGGAAGAGAAGAUCCCUGAGAUGAAGGCUCUUGGUGAAUUGAUAGGAGUAUUCUCAGGACGAGUCGAAAUGGAAGGAGAAUUGAAGCGGUUAGAUGAAGUUAUAGAGAAAUGCUAUCCUCUGGAUAUGUACACAUACAAUAUGCUGUUGAAAAGGGUGGUAAUGAAUCAGGCGGAAGAUGCGUUUGAGUUGGUUGAAAGAAUAGCUCGAAGAGGGUAUAAGCCUAAUGAACGAACCGAAAGGAUCCUUGAUAGAGCUCGGCGCAUACUAGGUAAUCUCAACUCUCGGUCAAAUGGUUGGAAUAGCAGACAAGGACUACUUGAAUAUUGAAGAGUGUGUCGCGAGAAAGGUCAGGAUAGUUAAAUUAAGGAAUAAGGGAAAGAAUUUUUUUGGUUUGCGUUUUGGAUUAGCGACGAUAGGUGAUGGUGAGAAAGCCAUAUUCGUUUUAUGCUCCUCUGGUUUUUUGGAUCUCGUCGAAGGGUAGAUGUUGUAACUUGCAGAGGCUUUCUUGUCUUGCGAAAGAUGUGUUCUGUCUUUACGCAGAAGCUUUUGUUAGUGUCGUUUAAAGACACCCACCAAACUGAAUUGGGUGGUUAUUAGCAUGACAUCUUCAUGACAUCUUCAUUACAUACAAAAUGUUUGUAUUCUUUUCUAGAAACAAAAGUCCAUCUUCAACAGUUUAUUGUCAUAAUCUUUUAUUGUUUAUCAAAGGAAAUUUUAUGGUACUCGCCUUGGUUUAUAAUCGCUGUGUUUGUAUUUACAU